This is a messenger RNA of Penicillium manginii, 1476 nucleotides long. RefSeq lists its product as uncharacterized. The coding region runs from base 1 to 1476 and encodes 491 amino acids. The transcript has 2 exons. Gene Ontology annotation, biological process: oxalate metabolic process. NCBI's taxonomy places the organism in Eukaryota, Fungi, Ascomycota, Eurotiomycetes, Eurotiales, Aspergillaceae. The record is from RefSeq and is a predicted model, not a curated record.
AUGGAAAUACGGUCAAAAUUCUCCAUUCGACUGAUAGUUCUCGCUAUCACAAUAAACCUCAGUCUUGCUUUGCCAUCCUCUCCUCAGCCGUAUUCUUGGACCGGUUCCUUUGGUGAUGAUGAAUCAUCCGAGAUAUCCCCUUUACGAGGCCACCCAAGCCUACUCGGUGUGAUCACGAAGGAGGUCAAUCCCGAAAGCAGUGCCAGCGUAUCCUCCGACAAGUAUGAGCUUGCUCCGGGGCAAGGUGCAAGUGCCGAACUUGGCAUUCCUUUCACUUUCGAAGACACGACCAACCCCCAACCUAUACGAGGAGACCUCGGCUCCACCGACCCCGGUCCACGAACCUAUAGCUACGAUCGCCUUAACCCAGAUACACUCGCUCCUCCAGGCUCGGAUAGUGGUGAUGUGGAACAGGCAAAGUGGCCUAUGGGACUCUCCCAUAAUCGGAUUCUUCCUGGACAUGCUGGUUGGUCUCGACAAGAGAAUGUACACAACCUCCCUCUUGCGACUGCCAUGGCCGGGGUAGAUAUGAAAUUGGCACCAUGGGCUUAUCGAGAGCUGCAUUGGCAUAAGGCCAAUGAAUGGGGGUUGAUACUGAAUGGGAGUGUUCGUCUCCAGACAAUGAACGAGGAUGGCCAGACCUUUGUCGACGAUCUCACGGAGGGAGAUGUAUGGUACUUUCCGAGCGGUAUACCACACUCUCUCCAAGGCCUAGACAAAGGGUCUGAGUUCAUGCUAGUCUUCGACCAAGGCGACUUUGAUGACGGCGGCACCAGUCUGGCGUCGGAGAUGUUCCUUCGUAAUCCGAAAGAGGUCUUGUCCAAGAACUUGCAGGCACCACUGACUGACUUCGAUGAUCUUCCGAAAGACCAACUCUACAUUUUCAAUGGCACACCGGCGCCGAAGGACAUCAAGGAGCAGAAUGUGACAGGACCCGGAGGGUUUGCAGCCGGUGCGGAAAGCUACACCUACCAUCUCUCGAAGCAAAAAUCAUAUGAGACCCCAGGUGGCAGCAUCAAGAUUAUUGAUCCAAUCAAUUUCCCGAUUGCCCGCAACUUCAGCGCUGCUCUGGUGACCAUCAAACCAGGGGCAAUGAGGGAGAUACACUGGCACGGCACAAGUGACGAGUGGGGAUUCUUCAUUUCGGGGAAUGCCCGUGUCAGCGUAUACAUUGCACCAACAUCAGGCGCUACAUUUGAUUUCUCCGCGGGCGAUGUUUCAUACGUCCCCGCGACAGCGUCACACUACAUUGAGAACAUCGGAAACGAAGAUGUCGUUUUUCUUGAGGUUCUUCAAGCACCGCGCUUUACGGAUAUCUCGGUUGGGCAGUGGUUGAAGCUCACGCCGAAACAGAUCAUAAAGGAUACCCUUCAUCUACCGGAUAGCCUUUUGGAUAACCUCUCGCCGAAUAAGCAAUACAUUGUACAGGGAAACACGAACCUAACGUCAGCCUUAGGUAGCCGUGGACCUACGUAG